AUGAAUGAUGCACAGUUCGAGAACAACAGCGCUGUGAAUGAAGGGGCAGCUGUGUUCAUGCAGGCGUCCACUGGUAGGCAUGCUUUGGCUAUCACCCAGGCAACAUUUUCUGAUAAUUCUGCCUUUCGCACUGGCGGUAUGGCUCUUCAUGGGCCUAUUUCUGCAAAUCUGUCAUUGGUGGGCUUCUUCAGAAAUUCAGCGGACGAAGGGGCUGGCGCUGUUCUCAUGACUUCUGGGCCAGGGGAGAACAGCACCCUCACAAUUGCAGAUGGGGAGUUUUCAUUCAAUAAGGGAAACUCGGGAGGUGCUGCGCUCGUAGAUGGCCCCAGCUUGGUUUUUGAGCUAACAAGAAAUGUGACGUUCAUCAGCAACAAUGCCACCACCGAUGGCGGUGCUGUCGCGAUUGAAGAGACACAAGUUGCCAGCAUCAGUGGAGCCAUGUUUGUGACCAAUGCAGCAUCUGGAAUGGGGGGAGCAGUGUCGGCUAAAGCAAGCGCAGCUGCGUCCAACCUGUCAAUCUCAAGAGCCAAGUUCAUUCGAAAUAAUGCGACCACAGGUGCAGGCAUUGGAGUGUCUGGCUCUAUGCAGCACUGCGCCUUUGGGUCUGACGUUGAGCUUGAAGAAAAUGUGGCAUCACAGAGGGGAGGAGGGCUGUUUGCGUCUGAUGCACAGUCCUUACAAGCCAGUGGAGCCGUGUUCACGAGAAACAGGGCUGCCAACAAUGGUGGUGCAGCUUUUUUGAAGGCUGUGGCAGGUAGCUUUGUUGCUGCCUUCUCCAACGUGAGUGUCCACAACAAUUUUGCUGGCAGAGGCGGCGGGUUGUUUGGUGAGGGCAAGGCAUUGAACUUGCUGCUCACGGGAGGCUGCAAUUUCACCAACAACACGGCUGAAAGUGGUGGGGGUGGUGCUGUAGGCAUGGUGGGCGGCGAAACGAUGCUUGUUGAAGAUGCAGAAUUCAGCUUGAAUGCUGCUAGGGAUUCUGCUGGGGGCGCCAUUCUUUUUGAGGCACGAGCAGAAUCAAGGACAUUUCAGGCCUCUGGAGUGAGUAUUAUGAACAACAUUGUAACGGGCGAUGAGGCUGAAGCACAUGGAGGCGGCCUCUCACUUACUGGGAGGGGGUUGGCUGCCACUCUUGAGGACUGCAUUCUUGAGGGAAACAGUGCUAGUGGUUUUGGGGGUGCGGUACACCUGGAUGGUAUUUCAGAUGUCACCAUUACCCGUUGUAUUUUCACAAACAACAAUGGCUCACGAGGCGGAGGUGCAUUAUUGUAUCAGGGCAGGGAAUCAAGCACACUGGAGCUUUCAAGUGUGGAGUUUUCUGGCAACUGGGCGGGCAGCCGGGCCCCUUUCGAAUCUGGGUUCAAAUCUGAUUUGCGAAAUGGCAGAGGAGGUGCAGUGAGUCUCCUUGGUCCGGGGCUGUCCUGUACGCUCAAUGGGACAUCAAGUUUUCAGGCCAACACUGCAUUGGAAGGUGGCGCAUUUGAUGCCAGAAGGCUGGAAAUGUUGGACAUUCAGUCGGUAACUUUCUCAGAGAAUCGUGCUGUGGAAGGAGGUGGCCUCAACUUGGUGAUGUCACAGGGAACCUUGGCUAUUAUCUCUGCCACGACAUUUGAACGCAAUCAGGCAUUGCAUGGUGCUGGUGGGUGCAUUCGGACAAAUGAAGCUGGUGGAUCGACGAGUGCUGUUGCAAACAUGACAGAUGUGAUGGUGAGGCAAAACACCGUGAAGAGAGGUGGCCAGGGUGGCGCAGGAAUGUGCAUUGUGGGCCAGGCAAGCAUAGUUUGUAGCAAUUGCAGUUUUGAAGAGAACUCGAUUGAAACUGAUGCGCAAGGCACAAGGAGGUUGCUGCAGACUGAAUGUCCAGAGGAAGCCCAACCUGAGAACAAUGGUGGAGGCCUGGCAUUGGCUGCAGGGGCAGUGUUCAGCUCAUCAAAUACAACAUUUCGUGCAAACACCGCAAACCAUGGCGGUGGUGUGUUUGUGUCGGACUCAGUAUUUGAGGCUACAUCAUGCAGUUUUGAAGAGAACAAAGCUCUCGGAAGGGGUGGCGGUGUAGAAAUUGCAGUGGCCACUCCGCCUGCUGACCUCUUGUUGCUCCUGCGGGAUUCUACAGUCAUUGAAAACCAGGCCAUGGCAGGAGGCGGAAUUGAUUUGAACUCCGCUUCUGUAUCUGGAGCAAGCCCGCCAGCCAUGUGUCCCACUCCUGAGGGAACUCAGGAAGAGCAAGCGGCGUUGGUUGGGCCUGAAGACUCCAGUUCAUUCACGAUCCUUAUAGAAAACACCAACUUGGAAGGCAACGAUGCACAGCAGGCAGGCGGUGCGAUAUUUUCAGACGUCCCAAAAUCUGUGCAGGUGUGCUGUGGGGCCUGCUUCCAGGAAAGCGAUGUCCAAACACUGAAUACCAGCUUUGAAUUCUGUGGCUGGGAGGGAAAUGGCGCCUCUGCUCAAGAUGGGCCCACAGCGGCCACAAUCGCCACCACAACGCUGGUGGAGCCGGUGGAGAUCUUGAAUCACACAAGCGGACAACCUUUGGAGGGCAUUGCUGUGUUCUUGGCAGAUGCGUUGGGCCAGAGGGUGACCACUGUUGUCGAGAGGAGUGUUGUCAGGGUAGCUUCAAGGAAUGAGUCAGCCACCAUUUUUGGACAGUUGGUCGCAGAAGCUCAGGUUGGCAGUGCUAACUUUACGAGCACAUUGUUCAGGGGGAAGCCUGGGACGUACAGCAUUGGUUUCGAGUUCUCAGAUGGCAAUGCCCUGGUCGGUGAAGUGAAGGUCAGCGUUCGUGACUGUGUUCUCGGGGAGCUGAAGAGUGAGGACGGUGAACUGUGCUCGCCUUGCCCACGUGACACGUAUAGCUUAGCACAAGGUGUUUGCGGCGAUUGCCCCAACUCUGACCAAGCUAACUGUGAGGGGCUGACCAUUACACCAAAGGACGGUUUCUGGCACUCCACCUCCAGGUCUGUUGAAAUGCAUGAGUGCUUACACCACGCAGCCUGCACCUAUGAGAACAGAUCAGCAGAGCUGCAGGCAAAUGCCAGGGCGGCGCACCAGUCUGGCUUGACACUUCCAACAAGCAAUGCCCAGUCCAAUGCCACAAGAAGCCAAGAGGAGUAUCCACAGUGUGCCAGAGGUUAUUUUGGCGUCUUGUGCGGGGCUUGCACUGAUGGCUACGGCAAAGUUGUGUCAGUGCAGUGCGAUGAGUGCUCAAGGAGCGAAGCAAUCAUAUUCAUUGCGAUAGCUGCCGCUGUGGGGGCUGCUUUUACUGCAAUCUUCAUGCACCGAAUCAUGGAGGAUUCCCACAGGCACAGAGUUCCAGUUGACACGGGCGUGGCCAUCAAUCUCCCUCAAGCCCCAGUUCUACUCAUCCUCAAAGGGGUCCUGCCCUUGCGUUUCCACAACAUAUUGUGUGCCACCGGAGAGCGGGAAUCUAGUGAGAACCUGCCCGAUUCCGAUGGAGCGCCAUUGCCUGGUGACUCCAUCGAGAUGUCGACUGGACUUGCAAAUGAAGCGAUGGCCAAACGUAUGGGGUCGUACACUGGUGGUGAAAAUGAGGGUGCUACGGACAGCACUCUGACGAUAGUGGUAGAUGGCGAGGCUGCAAGUGCAGGCGGGAAAGUGGAAAUUCAGCCUACAGAAGAUGGAGCGGCAGGCUCCUCAUCAAGCCCCAUGAAGGCCAAGGGACUGCAAGGGGCAUCCAAGGCAUCUGCGCUGCCCAAGGGAAAGCAGAAGGAUGCAGAUGCGGGUCUGAGUGGUGCGAAGGGGUAUGAGGGGCCAUUAGAAGUAGGUUCACCUAAGUCUCCUAAGAUGCGCAAAUCCUCAAAGGCUGAGGCUGAGGAGGUGGUACCAAGGUCCUUCGAUAGGUUGGGUGGAAGCGCGGAAGUGUUGAAGAUGCUUCUUAAUUUCUGCCAAGUCACAUGCAUAGCCAUAACCCUGCAAACCAAAUGGCCAGAUGCCAUGGAGGGUCUGCUGAAGACGGGAGAAUUCAUUCUGGGAUUCACAACCGGCAGCACAAGCUUCUCUUUGGAUUGUGCUCUGCCAGAUGACUCGUCAAGUCCCAGGUCCAUCGUUCGCAUCGCCAUUAUUCUCCUGUACCCGCUGAUGCUGUGCGCCGCUUUCGUUGCCUUCUUCGCCGUAUUUUUCUUCUGGAAAGGGUGGCGCUACGUGGGAAGGCUGUGCUUGCUGGCCACAGCGGCGGUCAUGUAUUUCGCCUACUUUCCCGUCGCCAAGCACGUGAUAUCGGUGUUGCAUUGCGUCGACGUCGACAGCAGCGACGAGACUGACGCCACAACCGCCCAUGACGAGUACUGGGCUGAAGACACGGGGCAGCUGUGUUACGAGGGAGGGCACAUGGCACUGACGGCGGCCCUGGCGGCGCCCCUCUUCGUGCUGGUGAUCGUGGGGUACCCAUUGAUGACAUUGAUGAUAUUGAGCGCGAACAAGGCCAGGUUUGCAGACCCCGGGUUCGCGUUGAUGUUCGGGUUCCUGUACGCUCCGUUCCGCGCCGGGGUGCGGGCCUUCUGGGAGAGCUCCAUAAUGGUCCGCAAGGCACUGAUGGCCGCGGUGAUCGUCUUCGGGGACGUCCUGGGUCCCAAUCUGCAGGCCACGAUCAUCAUCACAAUGUUGACGAUUGUGUCGCUCCUGCAUCAAGCGAGGGCCCCCUACGUGAGCCCCCGACUGAACUCAUUGCAAUCCUGCUCGUACGCCGUCUCGAUCCUGGUGUACUUGUCGGCGCUCUUUUUCAACGACCCCAACACAUCGGACCACGCGGCGGCGAUCAUCGCAGGGGUGGUCGUUGCGACGUGGCUUCUCUUCGUGGCGGUCGUGGUGCUUCAGUUUCUGCAGGAGGGCUACGAGCACUAUCUCGACUACAUGGAUUAUCUGGUUGCCAUCAAAGACCUCCAAAAAGGAGACCCCGCUGGAGGUCAGGCAGCGGCCCGGAAGUGA
Molecule: messenger RNA, 4941 nt
Organism: Ostreobium quekettii
Lineage: Eukaryota; Viridiplantae; Chlorophyta; Ulvophyceae; Bryopsidales; Ostreobiaceae
Source: the annotation of a GenBank genome assembly